AUGGAGCCAAAAGAUUUAAUACUCAAUGUCAUUGGCAGUUUAUAUGAUAUUGUAAAAUGUUGUUAUGGAAUAAAUGGCCAGUACCAAAUGUUGGUUGGUGAAGAGGAUAAUGGAGAAGAUAAAAAUAAUGUAAUACUUUCAAAAAAAGCAUCAGAAAUUUUAAAAAGUUUGAAAAUUGAACAUGUUUUUUCAAAUACUGUAAAGAAAUCAGUGCAUAUGUUAGAAACUAUUUGCUAUGAUUGUACAAAUACAUUGGUAUUGUUGAUAUAUUCAUUAUUUAGGGAAUGUGUUGUUAUAAUGGAAAAAGGAAUCCAUCCAAUUUCAUUGGUUUAUUCGCUUCAAAACAGUUUUACAACUCAAAUCGAACCAAUAUUAAAAUCACUUAGAAUUCCUCUCAUUCCAUCACUCGAGAAUAUCGACACUAUAGAUAAUGACGAAAUUUUAAAGUUAAAAUUAAAUCAAAUAAAUCUGGAUUUACUCUACAAAACAAUUUAUUCAAUUAUAAAUACAAAAUUGGAUAACUCAACAGUAUUAAAUUAUAGUGGUGAUAAUAAUGAUAAUGAUGAUAGUAAUAAUAAUAAUGAUAAUAUAGUGGUUUCAAAUAUUGCAGGUUUAUGCUUGGAAACUAUAAAGUCACUAUAUAUAAAUAAUAAGGAUUUUACAAUUAAGGAUAUAAUGAAUCAUAGAAUUUCAUUCCAGGAUCAAGUUAUAAUUUAUCCAAGAUUAUUAAAAAAUAAUGAUUUAUUCGAUUUAAAUAUAAUUUCAAAAUUUUUAUCAAAUGGUUUUAUAUUGGAUAAUAAUAAUAGUAAUAAUAAUAAUAAUUUAAAUAAUUUCAAAAAUAAUUAUAGUGGUAGCACCAAUUUUAUAUUAUUUAUAAAUGAAGAUUUGAAAUUAAAAUCAAACAAUAGUGAUGCUCCUCAAAGUGGUUUGACAAAGAGCAGCGGCCAAGAUAAAAAAGAAAAAACAAAAUUAGUGUUUCAUUCAGCACAAGAAAGAACAGAGUUACUAGAGUAUGAAAAAACAAUUCUAAAGAAUAAGGUAUUCAAAAUUUGUAAAUAUAUAGAAAAAAUAGUAGAGUUGGAUAAUAGUAGUGCAGCCAUGAUAGUAUUAGUAUUUAAUUCAAUAGAUGAAUACUCAAAAUCAUUAUUCGAUACAAAUUCAACUAAUAGUAGUAAAUUUUUAAUUUUUGAUAAUAUAAAUCAACAACAUAUAAGAAUAAUAAACAAAUCAUUGGGUAUAAACUGUAUAAAUUCAGUAGAUUCAAUAUUUUCGAAAGAGGGUUUGGAAAAUAAAGAGUAUUUAUUAAAGAUUAAAAGAAAUUUUAUUGGUGGCUGUAGCAAGAUUCAAUAUAGGGUAUUUACAAACCAAUUUGAAUUUAGCAAGUUGGUCAAUCCAGUAUCACCGUUAAUCUCUGUUGAAAUUUUUGCACCAUCAAAUCAUAUUCUUCGUCAAAGGGUCGGUAGUUUUGUAACAGGUAUGGGUAUUGGUAAAUGUUGUUUAGAGGAUCUAUUUAUUCUACCAUCGGCUUCAUCACCAGAGUUUUCUAUUAUAGGGUCAUUAAAGAGACAAAUUGAAAGCAAAAAGUUAUCAUUUGUGGAUCAACAGACAUUUGAAGCUUUGGUAAAAUCAAUUGAAACUAUACCGAUCACAUUGUUAUCAAAUCAAAAUAAACCAGUCUUAAAAAUUUUAGAUUUAUUUUAUAAAACUUUAAACAAUAACAAUCAAGAGGCAGCAGCAGUUGGUAUAAAUUUAAUUUCAGUCGAUAGUGAUAGUGAUGGGGAUAAUAAACAAUAUUUCAUUAAUCCCUCUGACUUUGGAAUUUUCGAAACAUACAGAGGUAAAACUCAAGUAUUUAGAUUUGCAAUCGAUAUAGUUUGUCUAUUAUUAAAAAUUGACCAAAUUAUUCAACCACAACCACCAUUACAACAAAAGCAGCAGCAACCACCACCACAACAAAACCAACAGCAAACACAACAAAAAAAAGAAUAUACCGAAUUUAAAACACCAGAUAUAAUAACAGAUGCCAUUGAAAAGGAUAAAAUCGAAAAAACAAAAAAACAAAAUGAAAUUUUUUAUUCAAAAGAAGAGAUUGAAAAAAGAAAAAGAUUAGAUAGGAAAUUUAAUACCAAUCCAUUUAAUAAAUAA
This is a messenger RNA of Dictyostelium purpureum, 2145 nucleotides long. RefSeq lists its product as uncharacterized. The record is from RefSeq and is a predicted model, not a curated record. Gene Ontology annotation, cellular component: chaperonin-containing T-complex. The transcript is spliced from 2 exons. Bases 1 to 2145 code for a protein of 714 amino acids. Gene Ontology annotation, biological process: protein folding. NCBI's taxonomy places the organism in Eukaryota, Evosea, Eumycetozoa, Dictyosteliales, Dictyosteliaceae. Gene Ontology annotation, molecular function: ATP-dependent protein folding chaperone; ATP binding.